Molecule: messenger RNA, 2032 nt
Organism: Eufriesea mexicana
Lineage: Eukaryota; Metazoa; Arthropoda; Insecta; Hymenoptera; Apidae
Gene: lin
Product: protein lines homolog
Exons: 2
Coding region: 248-2032 (594 amino acids)
Source: RefSeq, a predicted model, not a curated record
CGCCUACAAAGUGUUGGAAUUUACAAACAUUUUAUAAAUCUAAUGAAAAUAGAAGUCAAUUAUUUCUGUAUAUUGUAUCUACUGAUGUAUUUAUGGCUUUUGUACAUACAAUAAGCCGAUGUUGGCUACAUUUAAUCUAUUGUUUACAUGGUAUUUUGUUCUUUGGAAUAUUAUAUGUAUUAUGAAGAUAACCUGAUGAAAGAGCAUUGUAAACUAAAAGAAGAAAGCAGCAAGAUAAGUGCUGCUAAUGGUGCUUUGGCACUGUUAUUAUUGUCCUCCUAACAACACAAUGGAGGAGCCAGCAAAGAAAAAGCAACGUAUUGAAAACAAUGAAGUUGAAAAAGAUACAUUAUCAGAUAUUGAGCAACUACAAAAUAGUCUGUUGGCACAAUGCUUAUGUAAUAUACCAGAAAGCAGUUUGCGUAAACCAUUCACUAGUGCAACAGUGGAAGCUGCAGAUGGCACUUUUAGAUCUUCAUUAUUAUCAGAAUGGGAACCUGAUCAAACUUUAGAAUUCAUAAGUGCUCUACAGCUUCUAUUUGAUUUAGCCAUUAAACAGAACAUUAGAGGUGUUAUGUGCAGAAGAGUAGUAGAUGUUUGUGAUGCGCUGGCGCGAAACGAGCAUGGCAUUAUAGAUCAAAUAAUUGACCUAUCGUGUACAACAAAUAAAUUUAUAUCAUUUGCUGCUAGCAGAGUUCUUGCAUCAUUUUUUAUUAUAACAAAGGAAAAUAUUGACUCAGCAUGGUUAGAAAGAUUAACCCAAUCUUUAGUGAAUACUCAUUCUCCAAGUCAAAUGUUGUUUACUUUGGAUGUUGUAAAAAGAGUUGUGGAACACAAGGAUUGCAGUAUUCAUCCCCUCGAGGACACAGAUACUAUAGUACCACCAUCACAUUGUAAUACCAUAUCAGUUUCAGAUGCAGAGAGUUUUGAUAGUACACCAGUAAAGGCAAUGUGUGUUAAAGCAUUAGAAUCUAAAUGGACUAGAUUAGUCUCAAAAUUUGAUGCUAUUUUAAGUUCAUAUACACCUCAACAUGAAUCAGCUGUCAUUACAUUUCUUGAUUUAUGGGAGUCCAUUAUUUCUGUUAAAGCUAACUUAUCUGUUAUUGAUACCAAACUUUUUUAUUCUCAGUUAGAUAACCUGGUUGUACUUUUAAAUGCUAAUGUUCCUGGUGUAAUUUGGAGACAUCUUCUUGGAUUAUUUAAUGAAGUAUUGUGUUAUGGAAGCACCUUAGCAUUACAAGAUGUAUUACCAGAUGAGCCUUGUUCUCUUGCACAUUUGAUUGUAAGAGCUGUUAAAGAUUGGAGAUUAUUAGAUGCUCUACCGUAUCGACAUGGUUCUGGAAGAUUUGGAGGAGGUUCUGGUGAAGGUGAUCGUCCCCUUCUACAAAAAAUAGUGCUUUUAGUUUUAAAAAGUGUUGCUGUGACAGUUAAAGAGACACGUAGCGAUUCUAGUGACUCUUCUUUGGGUUCUGAAGCAGAAGAUCUUGAUGCUGAUAUGGCAGUUAUUGAAAGAAGCAUUAGAGAAGUUUUACGACAACUUGAUCAAUGUGUUAAAACACUAAUGCCAUUUCAUCCUGAAAUGCCUUUAUCACAAUGGGUUGUACAAAUGUUUCAUGAUCAAGAUGAUUUUUUGAUUGAAGGCAUGGUGUGUUGUUUAGAUGUAGCUGUUGGUUUAUUUUAUAGAGGACCUCCACAAAAUGAUCUAGGUCAUAUGCUUAGUCCGACUUUAACUUUCAUACAAUUUAUACAUGCUGUAUCUCAUGACCCAGAUGUUUUAUUAGAUUUACUUGUCAGUAAUGAGACCUGUUUCUUAUUAUACUUAUUGAGAUUUCUGAAAUAUGUUAAAAGAAAUUGGACAGAAUUUGUCUCUUGUUGUGGCAGAGAGCUAGAUGAUACCAUGACAAUAUUGAUAAGACUUCGUUUAGCAAUUGAUAGAUUAGUAUCAAAAGCUUUGUUUCCUUAUAACAUAAAUCCAGUUCUACGUUUGUUAGAAAAAUGUGAGUCCUUCUAUGAAGGAAAUAUAGAGAAUUAA